GUUUACGGAAGUAGAUUUAGGUUGUCCUCCCAGACAGGAUCACACAGACGGCGGUGCUGGCAGCGAGAUGGCGGUGUAUCGGUGCAAUGUUUGCCAACGGACUGUCUUCUCCGGUAGAAGGAAACAUGUUUACGAAAAGGGACACCGAGAACGGCUGGCUGCCAUCCUAAAGGCAUUUGGGGCCAAGGUAUGUCCGCUCAAUGUUUAAUUGUGAUUAAUGUCCCAUGUGCAGGUUACAGGGAGGCUGUCCUGGUAAUCACAACAUAUAAUAUCAUCAGGGACACUCACUGCAAACGGCAAUCAGUAAUAUAGUAAUGAUUGUCACUGAUAUUGAUUUAUCUUGCUUCCAAAAAAAGAAUUAUCACAUGGCAGAAUAGCUCAGCAUCUGUAAUAGAAACUCAAUAAUAUGUUUGUCUCUAGAAAUACUAUAUAUUUUUAAAAUUCUUUAUUUUUGUAGUGCAUAGAGGUAUAACAAUGAGCAUGCGGUACCCCAACGGCAUUCCUCAUGCUUUUCAAGUAAUAAUGGUAACAAUAGGGUAUAUGUUAAUACGUGCACAUUUUAUAUGUUAAAUGAUUAUGAAGCUUGUCAGUCAGACUCAAUAACUUGGUGGUGUUUAAACAGGCUUAGACAAUGUAGGAACAUCUUUAAAUUUAAACAGGCUAAAGCUUACAUCAUAGUGAAUACGUUAUAUUAAGCAGUGGGUGAGUAUGUAUAUCUACAUUUAGAUAAUUUUUGACAGCUCAAUUUCAGUUUUAGAAAUACUAUUUUUAUUUAUUUUCCAAACAUUGGUCAGUUUAUAAAAACAAGGACAAAAUACCAAAGAUUGCAGACCUAUGCCGUGGCUUGUAUGUCAUUCUUUCCUUUUGACUACCUUUUUUUUUUUUUUUAGGUGGCCGCUGCCCGGAAGAUGAUAAAAACUGCGUCUGUUGUAAAGUUUGAUGCUCUGGAGCAUGAGAAGAAAUUCUGGUGCCAUUGCUGUGAGGAGGAAGUGCAGAAACAUACAAGCGAUGGGGGCAUAACUGUAUUGUAUGGCAGUCUUUUGGAACAUAUGCACAGGUAUACAAGGCAUCAUUAUUUACCAACAGUAGCACUUGUCUCUGCAGCAUGUUGUCUGAUGUAGAGUUGAAUAUGUUUUACAGAGGUUCAACUACAGUAUUACCUAAAACGGUUACUCCAAGCACCGUGACCACGUGUGUGAACUUAAGUGGUCAUGGUGCAUAGAGUCUGUGUGUGCAGCAUCUUGCUAUGUAAUGAUGCACAUACUCACGUUAAUCCCUUUGCCUCUGAGGUGUAAUUCCACCUCCUGCAUCGUCACUGGCACAUCAUUAGCCAGCAAUGAACAAGAGCUUCUGUGUUAUGUUGGCUAGCUAAUGCGCUGCCAGAGAUGGACUUACUCUGAGAUGGUCAUGUGUUUGGAGUAACCCUCCUAAAAGAAAUGUGCAAACCGCACCAGAGACAAAUGUAUUUGUCUAGACAGAAUGAAAUGAAAAUUUAUUUUUGUUUCUUACAGUCCAGAACACCGGAAAGCUGUGAACAAAUUCUGGUGGACACAACAAGCAGAUGUGAAGUUGAAGCCACAGUUUACUCUUACACCAGAAGAGUAUGAAAGGUUAGUGUCUGUGAUAGCCUAAUUGUAGCCAUCAUUUAUUGUUCACUAGCACUCUCAUGAGGCCCUGGUAAUAUCAAAUGGAAUGUAGAAUGACUUAACAGCAUUAAAAAUGUAUACAAUAAAUAAAUAGCCAAACAGCUGUCUGUUGGGUAUUCCAACUGAUGUAGGCAAUUGAUAAUCCAAGAACAAUUAGUAGAGAUAUUCCAUUCAACAAAUAACUAAUAUUGUACCCUCAUUGGUGUUCAGCCAAAACAUUCUGUCAAUUGACAAAUUACAAGAACCUUCUACUUUUUGCUGAUCAGAAAUGUCCAACCUUGGCGCUUUGGCUUAUUUUUAACUACAUUUACCAUAGUUUUAUGGCAGGUUGCAAUCUGGUAGUUUGAGCACAAGAGUAGGACAGACCAGGCUUACAUUGUUAAUAUAAUUUUGUUUCUUAAAUAGAAUAUUUCUCAUAUCUCCAUUUUGUGUCACUAUAUGAUCCUAAACUAUGGAAUAAUACUAAAUCUUCUGCAACUGUAGACUGUGAGUCGUCAAUUUUAUUUAUUUUGCUCAUAAACAAGGUAAUUUACUGCCUCUCUAUGGUAGGUUCAAGUCAUCCGUCAUCAAGGCUUUGGAAAACUAUGAGGAAACAGAAGAUCAUCUUAUGAAAGAGGUGUGUGUGUGUUAGUGUUGAAUGUAUUAGAGUGAUUUGAUGCUUUGCACACUUGCUUAUUUCUACCUUUUCUCCAUCAGCUUGCUGCACAGAUCCGAGAGGCAGAACAGAACCGUCUGGAAAUGCUUCACAGUGCUCUAGAGGUUUGUUUCCAGAUCUCCAUCAAACAGUAUCCAUACCAAAUGGUUUCUGGUCAUGUACCACAUGAUGCAGGCCAGGUUUUUUUUUGUGUGUGUGUAUAUAUGUGUGUAUUUAUAUAUCUGUAUGUUUUUGCACUUGAUGGCGGUACAGAAAUCUGUUGUAAGAAAAGAUGCAUGUAGUAGUCUGAUACAGCAGUUUAUAAAUUGGUUUAUAAUACACUUUUUAAAAUAACUGCAUUUUUCACACAUAGCAUACUGUGUCCCCUGGCAAACUAGUGGCUUUGCAUUUGCUACGUGCAAUACAGUUUAUAUGCAAUAAUCCAUUACUAUACAAAAAAGUGGGGUUAUAAGGGAAACAGAGUAUAAAUGUGGUGCUACUAUCACAUAGUGUGAAUCACUCCAACACACCAAAACUCAAUAUAGUGCAGAAAAUAAAAUUAUGGUGAGAGCACUCAAUACAUGCAAAUACAAUAUUUUACCAGAACUUGUUUGAUUGAAAUAUCUAAAAACAUAAAACACAAAAACAUAGGGUAAUAUUGUUUAAAAUAUGUGCAAAUGUUUUCAUGUGACUGGUUAAACUCACAUAUUUCUGAGUCACUUAAAAAGCUGACUCAGACUUAGGGCUUGUAUGGAGAUGAGAAUUUUUCAAUUCUGGACGUCCUGUAUCAAUCCCAAUGAAUCCGCACUGGAAGCACUUGAGAAAGGCUGAUACUGCCGAAACGCGUCGUGGUAUAUUAUAAGGACAUUUUACUUGUAUCUAUUAUAUGUAGUUAUUUUUUUUAACAAUAAAAUUAGAUUGUAUUGGAUCCUGCCUUUUGGAGUGAUUUUAAAGAAGUGCUUCCAGUGCGGAUUCAUUGGGAUUGAUACAGGACGUCCAGAAUUGAAAAAUUCUCAUCUCCAUACAAGCCCUAAGUCUGAGUCAGCUUUUUAAGUGACUCAGAAAUAUGUGAGUUUAACCAGUCACAUGAAAACAUUUGCACAUAUUUUAAACAAUAUUACCCUAUGUUUUAUGUUUUUAGAUAUUUCAAUCAAACAAGUUCUGGUAAAUUAUUGUAUUUGCAUGUAUUGAGUGCUCUCACCAUAAUGUUAUUUUCUGCACAAUAAUCCAUUACUGUAUCAUCCAUCACCACAGUUCUACUGAAUGGGUGUCUUUUCCAACGAAGCCCAUAUUUAGAAUUGUGUUUUGGCUAACCUCUUGAUGUUUAAUUUGGCAACUACUGCAUUCUGGGGAGAGAGUAAUAAUUCACCAUUUGACUUGCAGUACAGACUGCAUCUAAUACCCCAAAUGCUAAUCCAUUGUACCUCAGAGACCUGCACAGCAUUGGAGAAAUCAGAUUAACACUACUUUGAUCCUGUUUUAAACCCACAAAAAAUGUAAUUUAUUCACAAAUGAAUCUACAUACACAAUAUAAACUCCAUAUUCCCACCAAUGUUUUAAAACAUAGAAACUUAGAAUGUAGCAGCAGAUAAGAACAAUUCGGCCCAUCUAGUCUGCCCAAUUUUCGAAAUACUUCCAUUAGUCCCCGGCUUAUCUUAUAGUUAGGAUAGCCUAUCCCACGCAUGCUUAAACUUGUUUACUGUGUUAACCUCUACCACUUCAACUGGAAGGCUAUUUCAUGCAUCCACUACCCUAUCAGAAACAUUCCUUUUCAUAUUUUCUGCCUUUUUUUUUUUUUUUUCUUCAUUAUCUGUUUACUUCUUCUACUACAUAGAAUAAUUCUUCCUAAAAGAUUCAAACUAUAACAUAACCAAAUUACAUUCCUAACCCAGUGACAAUAGAAAAGUGUAAAUAUGGGAACUUUAAAAACUUGAUAAAGUGUUAAUACUUCCUGAAUCACACCUAGCCUGUAGCAUGCCAUUCUGGAGAAGAGAGAAAAGUGUCCUGGAGCAACCAAGAAGGCGUUGUGUACAGGUAAGGAGACUUUAAUGCUUUCUGUCACUAUAACUGCAAAAUAAACAAACCUAUAAUACAAUCAAGCUAACACAGGCAUGUGAGAAUGCAACACAUCUAGGCACACUCCUACACUGAAACUUUUCAGACAGUUACUAAAUAUACAGAUUUCCCUUCGUGUGAGGGAUAUAAACCUUUUUUUGUAACUUAAAAAAAAAAAAAAAAGCUUAACUCUGGGUGGGAUAACACUGUGCUAAUAUCACUUCUGUUCUAGAUCUUAUAUGGCAUAAAAAUUAAUUUCUAGUGUUCCUUUUAAUACGUAUUUUGAUGCAUGUAAAGAAUCUUAAGAAUCUCUAGAAUUUGCAGUUUACCUUUUUUUUUUAUUUUUUUUUUAUUUUAUUUUUUUUACUAUAUGUGUACUUCCCCCCCUCUUGUUAUACUGGUUCAAACCCCUCUUCCUUUGUAUAUUUCUUACUCCAUACACAUAACUUGUUAAAGAGCAUCUUUUAUGGUAAACAUUUGUGAUGUCACAUUGUUAUUUGAAUAUUCAAUGGAGACUAAAGUGAAUGCAUGGAAGCAAUAGGUACAGAGAGCAGGACUGUGGUGGUCCUGAUCCAAUGUUUCAAAGAUGAGAUUUAAAAGGUUCAUAACAAUUACAGCCUGCUUUGUUGUUUCCUGGUAAGGGGGGUAGAGGACUGGGCAGGAGGGCUGCUAGUGAGUUUCUCAUUUUACCCAGCAGAGUAAAUGUUGUUGAAGUGUGUAAUGAGAUGAAGAGUGCAGUAUAAAACACACUAAUAACUGCGGCACACUUGUAUAACUGUCAGGCAUCUAAUUGGGGAAUUUGAUAUGAGCGUAUGUGCGAUUUAAAAUUUCCUAAUUUUGCUGUAUUGUGCUUAGAAUUAAAAAAAUAUAUAUAUACUUAAAUAUAUAUAUGGAUGGUGUUUCUCAUUCCUGAAAGAUGUCAGCUGCACGUAAUGCCAGUGAUUGUGUAUGCACCCCAACUCAUUAAUUAUGUGUAAUGACCACUACCAACACUAAAUAUUGAGUAUGAGACUGCCUGUACACAAGUAUUCUGCCAAAUAACAGAAAUGUAGUGUCAAGUCUAAAUUAUUACUGUUUUAUUAUACACUGCUAUAUCUGAUCGGUUGCUGACAUUGCAUGCUUUCCGCAACAUUUAGUUUGUUUUAUAUGAAUAUCGUGAUGCAGUCCCAAAGCUCAUGCCUUCUCACUGAAUAACUGCUAGAUUGUGGCAAUUCAAAGUAUGCUUGCUAUACAUUGAGUAUAUGGAAAUAUUCUAAAUUAAUAUUUGUUUUUUAUAUUUCUAACUUUAGUGUGUUCCUUUUAUGCAUUUAUAUUAUGCACCUCCACUUUCAAAAUUAGAAGAAAUGCUGUUUAAUUUACAUGUAAUCUUAGGCCUAGACCGUCUCCAAUCAUUGUCUGCUCUGCCUGUUCUGAGAUCAACAUUGGGGACCUGUUUCCAUGCUUUGCCGAUCAAAUGCUUUUCCUAGAGAAGCAUUGAACAUAGUUGUUACUUGGAAUUAAUUCUCAAAGGUUUUCAUGCAAGUGCCUCUCCAUUGCUGCUGUUAUGACUGCAACUAGAAUUGUGUUAUCUGGCCGAUGUAAGCAUUGUGGUUUCUCUAAAGCCACAAUGAUUUACAUUGCCAGAGAAAAGGAACCGGGUAUGUACACCAAAACUUCAUUAAAUGUUUCUGUCACCUUCUGGGAUCUCUGAAUAUUAUUUUAUUUUUAUUUUUUUAGUCCUCCGAUGGUAAAACUGCCUCUCAGGGUGUGGAGACAUGGGUUAUUUAUACUUCCCAGAUGCUGUCCCAUGCAGUCUUCCACUCCUGGCGCUUCAUCAAGAGUACAAUACUGAUGUGUGAAGACUCUAAGACAAUGCCUUCUUCCAAAAGUUGUUGUUAGCAAUGGCUGGGGGAAUUACUGAGCAAAACCGCGUAAGCUCUGCUGUUUUGUCAGUUUGAGGCUUUACCAUAACAUAAGUAGUCCUAACUUUGUCUUGUUGUUUGGCUUCAUUGGAAUUUAAAUGAAAUUCCACCUGUUUUUAUGAGCAUAGUAAGGAUGCAGUGUCAUUUUAAGUGAAUCCAUUUGUUUAUUAUUUAUAUAGCGCCAGCAAGUUCUGUAGCGCUGUACAAUGGGAUAUUGACUAGCCAUAUGGCCAGAACUAUGUAUAUUUUAAUUUAUUUAGAAAUAACAAAUCAAAAUGGAAUUAUUCAUAAAGUAUUGCUUAAUUUUCAAUAGCCUACGGUAUGGGCUCAGAGUAACACAACUGGUCAUGCUUGCCUAUCUUCUAUUGGGAAUCAACAAAGUGGAAAAAAUGGAAUAGAAAAGGUAGAUGCUGCAAACUAAGGAACUUCGUGUGCGCUCUUAACAUUCUGUGCUGCACAGUCCAAAAAUGUUUUAUUUAUUUUUUUGAACUAGGGAAACUGUAGAUCUGGAUUCAGAAGAGCCUGGUCCUAGUGGAAUCCAUUUCAUGGCUUCCAAUUCAACAAGAACACCUCUGACAUAUAUUGGUCACCUGGUAACCGUAUUUAUUUAUUUAAGAGAAACUCUGAUUUUGUCGUAAUACUUUUUUUUUUAUCUUUAUUGAUUUUAUAUACGUAUUUAUUUUUAGAAAAUAUGCAAGUUAGCUCUUUUAGCUCUAACUUCGUACAAAUUUUUGUAGCAUGAUGACAUGCGUAAAACUCAUUAAAGAUGCUAAACAAAUUGUAAAUCCCAGAAAGGCACCAGUCUGUAUAAAAUUUAAUAACCCAGCAUGCAGUCUUAUUGGGGUUUCCGUGGGAGCAGACAGUGUUUGUUAUAUGCUGUAGUGUUGUAUGCUAACUGGUGCUCAGUGUGAUAUUUUUCAAGUUUUGUGCUUAGGGAUUUUAUCUCUUACUGCUUUGGAGACUAGACUGCUAACUUGUGUACAAAUGAGUUUUUGGAUACAUUUAAAACCCCCUCUAGGGUUUGUAAUGGAACAGCUGCCAACUAGCUAUCGAAUACGUAAAAUAUAGUGAAUGGAGUUGGUUUUGGUUAUAUAUAUAUAUAUAUAUAUAUUAUUUAUUUAUCGACUUUUUUUAUUUAUCCAUUGGUUAUUUUUGCUCCCCAGGUGACGUCUUCAGUAGGAAAUGUACAUACAGGUAAGCAGACCUCUAUAUGUAUAUGCUAAAAGGCUUCUUUAGAAGCCUAAUCAGUGAAUUUUCAAACAUCUGCUUCUGUAAGUUCUUGUUUGGAGUUACCCGUUAUAGUAUUGUUUUACAAAAUAGGAUUGAUACACUCCUCUAGGCAAAUUACCAUUUUCUUGGAUCUUUACGCUUACAGGUGCUAUUCCCCCCUGGAUGAUACCAGAUGCAAAUGAGUCAAAAGAACAGAAAGAAAUUGGGCCAUCACAUGCAGAUUUCCUGAAACAUAGUAAGUCAUUGGGGAACACACAACCCUACAAUAUACUAUUUAAUUUAUUUGGCAUGGUGUGCAACAAUGCCUCCCUGGAGACCCUAUACUAAUUUACUCUACCAAGCUGUAAUUGGUGUAUUAACCUACUUACAAGGGUUAAAAAGGUAAGAUUUUACUUGCAUUACAUCCCAAGGCAUGCUGGUUUCCUUGCUGCCAAUCCACCUUCCUGGCUGAGAUCAUAAAGACUGAAGACCUCAGCCAAUGCUACUACAUAGGAAAGCAUUGAGAGGCUAGUGCUCAUGUGCAACAAAAUGCUAUAUAUAAGUUUAACUCUGUAAUAGCUGCUGAAGUACCUCUAAGUAGCUGUCAGGAAGAUAGCCACUAGACGAAUGUUAACCUUGCAAUUAAACCUUCCUAAAAAAAAAAAAUAGAUUCCUUUCCGUACAAAGAAUUGGUGCGUAAUCUAUUGAAUUAUGUGCUCUUCAGUGUUUUAAAUACCUCUUAUUAAAAAUUAUACAGACCGGUAUAUUGAUACCUCAGGCACAAUGAGAACACAAAUUCUUAAUCCUCAACUGUGCAAAACCGCGAAGAACAUAUGUAAUAUAGUUUCAAAUAAACAGAAUUAGUGCAAAUACCCUUGUGUAUAUGUGCCAAAUAAUUUUCAUUUAUAAUUGCAUAAGAAUUCAUAAUGUGUGUCCAGAGGGUCUGUAUUAAACAAACUUAAGAGACAGAUCUAGUGCAGUAUAUUAAGACCAUCUUAAACCAAAUAAAAAUCUCUGUAGGACUAAAAAUCCCAGAAGAUGACUGGGUAAAGUGUUUAGGAAAGUAAAGGAAUUAAGAAUGUGUGCUGUCAUUGUGCAUGAGGUAUAUUGAUUUUACACUUGUUUGUAUUUUUAUUGAGUGGAAUUUUUCAGUUUUAAAAAUCCAAGAGCACAUAUUUUUAAUUGCGCACUAUAUUUUUGUACUAUUAGUAAUUGGGAAUUGUUUACCAGGGUUUUUAAUUUGGUUGCUGCAAAUGAUGAAUGGCACAGUUGUUUUAAUUCUAAUAUUUGCACUGUGAAUUGCUCUGCACCACUUUUUACUUUAUAUAUUUUUUGUGAAAAACCUCAAUGUUUUCAGUUACAGGGUUAAAAAGACUGGGACACUGCACCUAGAUAUCUUCAUUGAGAUGUUUUCUAGAUGUCUGUAAGUCACUUUAAACUGAAUUGCUGUUGCUGGACUUCUCUAAGUUUCAUUAUUUUCCCCCCACAGAGGAGAAGAUGAAUCUGAAAAAACUUCCUCCAAACAGAGUAGGAGCAAACUUUGACCACAGCACUCCCACAGAUGAGGGUUGGCUUCCUUCCUUUGGCAGAGUGUGGAAUAGUGGAAGAAGGUGGCAGUCUCGGUACGUAUGGAAGCAAUGCAAGCAUCACAUGUUGGUAUUGCCUGCUUCAUGGCCAAGUUCCUUGCUCGUUUUGAUUUACUCACAGGGUUAUUCACUAAACUGCGAAUGGCCCUGCACUAUCCUGCUCUGUACAGGGAUUCUGCAUAUUGUUCACACUAGUUCUACCAACCCAAAAAUUAAUGUUUUCAGAAAGCACUGUUUUUGGUAAGAGUGUAUGGGCUUCCAAGGCUUAUUGAUGCAAGUUGGGAGUGAAGGCUAGCCCACCUGGUCUGAACACAAAAAAGCUACUUUAGCUCAGAUUGCUCAAAACCUUAAGGUCACGAUAGAAAGGUGUCAUUACACAGUGCAUCACAGGUUGCUGCAUAUGGGGCUGUGUAGCCACAGACUGGUCAGAGUGCCCGUGAUGACCCCCUGUCCACCAACGAAAAUGCACUUUCAAUGGGGACGUGGGUGUUGGAAGUGGACCAUGGAGCAAUGGAAGAAUGUUGACUGGUCUGGUGAAUCACGUUCUUUUAGAUUAGUUGGAUGGCUGGAUGCAGGUGCGUUAUUUACUUGGGAGGAAAGCAGACCAGCAGAGACCAUGCUGUGCUUUAGGAAACCUUGGGUCCUGGCAUUCAUGUGGAUGUUUCUUGAACACCGACAACGUACACCCCUUGAUGGCAAUGGUUUUCCCUGAUGGUACUGUUCAUUCAGCAGGAUAAUCAACACUGCAAAAAAAUGUUCAGAAAUGGUUUGAGAAACAUGGUAGAGUUCAAGAUGUUGCCAUGGCCUCUCAGUUCUCAAUCUGAUUGAGAAUCUGAGGGAUGUGCUGGAAAAAGAAAUGUCUUGGUGCCAGGUACCACAGGGCACAUUCAGAGGUCUUGUAGAGACCCUGCCUCAAUGCAUCCUAGCUGUUUUGGCAGUAGAAUGCGGACCUAUACGAGUAGUUGGUGCAAUCAAUUCUGUUAUGCAAGGAAAGGUACAUUUUUGAAAAAGGGAGGGGGGAAAAAAAAUUACCAUUUGAAGUAAGGGGUGAGUUGGUAUGAUAAAAUGAAACUAAGCAAAUGUGGUGUAGCUUAAUGUACUUGUCGAGCAUGGUCAGAGAUGGUUCCUUAUGUAAGAUAUAUGCGUUAGAAUGUGGAUCUACAUUCUGCACCAACUAUGACUUCUCCAGCUCAACAAAUGUCUCUUUUCCUAAAGCGUUUACUAUUACAACCACUGUUGCAUGCCUUUAAAAAAAAAAAAAAAAAAAUUUUUUUUUUAUAUCAUUCAAUCCUGCAAGUUUUUGUCUUGCUCCAAAACAACUUGACCAUAAUCAAAAAUAGUGCUUAGCAUUACAGAGAUCUUAAUCUUUUAAGGACCAAGGCUUUUUUGAGCUGCAACACAUUUGUGACCUAAGCUUUUUUUUUUUUUUUUUUGGCCAUCCAUUCUACCUCAGUUUUUCCCCUUUCUGUAGGAGCAAAAGCAAAUUUAAAUCUACCGUUGCAGCGCAUUUGUGCUAUGGUGGCAUUUAAAGGGCUAAGUGUAGUACUCACUUUGAAAGCAGCAGUGAGUUAGUCUGUUAGUCUAUAGAAAACUGACCUGGUCUUUAACACAUUGUAAAAAGUAAAGGAACCUGUUCUUUAAGAAAUUAUUUUUGCUAUUUCAUUAUUGCACGGAGUCCAAAAAUCUCAAUCUUUCCUACAGACACCAAUACAGAAGUGAGGUGGAAGAGGUGGCUGCAAAACGGAAAAAAAGGAAUGAAGAGCCAUAGAGAAGCAAUUCUGUAUACACUUGUGUAUCUGAAAAUUAUCUGCUCUCUGCAUUUGCUGUUUUGUUUUUAUUUAUUUUUUGUACAUACUGUAUCUAAAACCAUAAAUUUGAAAUUCUUACA
This is a messenger RNA of Pelobates cultripes (western spadefoot toad), 10919 nucleotides long. The record is from the annotation of a GenBank genome assembly. NCBI's taxonomy places the organism in Eukaryota, Metazoa, Chordata, Amphibia, Anura, Pelobatidae.